Arachis duranensis is the source of this 895-nucleotide messenger RNA. RefSeq lists its product as uncharacterized. Gene Ontology annotation, molecular function: isomerase activity. The transcript is spliced from 4 exons. The coding region runs from base 1 to 660 and encodes 219 amino acids. Gene Ontology annotation, biological process: biosynthetic process. NCBI's taxonomy places the organism in Eukaryota, Viridiplantae, Streptophyta, Magnoliopsida, Fabales, Fabaceae. Gene Ontology annotation, cellular component: cytoplasm. The record is from RefSeq and is a predicted model, not a curated record.
AUGCAGGUUAAUAUUUGUGCCCAUGCAACAUUAGCAGCAGCACACACACUAUUUUCAUCUGGUUUGGUUGAUUGCAAUAAUGUCAUUGAAUUUGUUACACACUCUGGAAUAUUAAGUGCCAAAAGGAUCCAAGCCACGUUGCAAAAUAGUUCAAAGAAAGACAAUGGAUUUUAUAUUGAAUUGGAUUUUCCUGCUUACCCUAUUACAGAGCCAAACCUUGAUGAGACUUCACAGAUUUAUGAAGCAUUGAAUUAUUGUGCCUCCAUAAUUGAUAUAAAGAGGACACAAAUUACUGAAGACUUACUUGUUGUAGUAUCAUCAGGAGAAGCUGUAAGAAAAGUUGAACCUAAAUUCGAUGCAAUAUCCAAAAUUCCUGGAAGGGGAGUAAUUGUUUCAGGGAUUGCUCCUCCAAGUUCCGGAUUCGAUUUUUACAGUCGAUUUUUCUGUCCAAAAGAUGGAGUCAAUGAGGAUCCUGUAUGUGGAACUGCACAUUGUGGGUUGGCAUCAUAUUGGAGCAAGAAGCUAGGCAAGUGUGAUUUCAAUGCUUAUCAGGCAUCAGAAAGAGGAGGAAUUCUCAACAUUCAUAUUGAUGCCAAGAAUCAAAGAGUGCUUUUGCGUGGAAAAGCUGUCACUGUUAUGGAAGGCUGUCUUCUUGUCUAGUCUUGUUCCUACUUCCUAGCUGCAACUGCUUCAUGUUUUGUAUCAAUAUAUAUAUCCAUGAAAAAAUGGUUACAAUUAAUUUUAAAUUAGGUUUAGAAUUUUAUUUAUCAUUUUAUUAUGGUUGAGUUGUCUCUUUAUGACUUUAAGGUCACAGGUUCUAGUUACUUAUGUAAUUAUCAAGUUAAGCUGCGUAUAUUACAUUUCUUGGAUGCGGUCCUUUCUCGAAUCCUAUUUU